UCGUCAAAGUAAAGACCCUGGCCUACACACUCUCGCAAUAAUCUUCAAUUUCUCGCGUUGCGGAUCUUUCAAUUUAUCUACUUCUUUUUUCUAUUUAAAAUUUCUCAAGAAAAAAGGUGCGAUGGAUUACGAACCAGAUGCUGAGUUCGAUCGUGUGCCUCCGUCGUUUGAUCAAAAAUGUGGUCCGGGGUGCUGAAGCCCAAGGAUUCAACCCUGGAUUGAUUGUCUUGCUUCUUGUUGGGGGACUGAUCUUGCUAUUCCUUGUGGGAAAUUACGUGUUGUACGUUUAUGCCCAAAAGACUCUUCCUCCAAAGAAAAAGAAGCCCGUCUCAAAGAAGAAGAUGAAGAGGGAAAGACUGAAGCAAGGGGUCUCAGCGCCAGGAGAAUAGAUUAGUGAUGGGUUGUUCCCCUUACAGAUUGAGCUGCUGUUUUUCAAAUACUUCGUGUUCUCUGAACUUUAUCAGGAAUCUUUGCAGCACUUGAUGUUUAGAGCCUGCCCUGUUGUUUUGCUAGCUGACUGAAAAAACCUGCGGUUUGUUUCUUACAGGGUAACUAGGUCUUUGUUUGAGAAUCAGACAAUUAUAUAUCUUUUUUAAUUUGAAGUCAUUCUAACA
Molecule: messenger RNA, 614 nt
Organism: Sesamum indicum (sesame)
Lineage: Eukaryota; Viridiplantae; Streptophyta; Magnoliopsida; Lamiales; Pedaliaceae
Product: DNA-binding protein S1FA
Biological process (GO): regulation of DNA-templated transcription
Cellular component (GO): nucleus
Molecular function (GO): DNA binding
Source: RefSeq, a predicted model, not a curated record